Messenger RNA from Ornithorhynchus anatinus (platypus), 222 nucleotides. Its product is annotated as keratin-associated protein 20-2-like. The record is from RefSeq and is a predicted model, not a curated record. The coding region runs from base 1 to 222 and encodes 73 amino acids. NCBI's taxonomy places the organism in Eukaryota, Metazoa, Chordata, Mammalia, Monotremata, Ornithorhynchidae. The transcript has a single exon.
AUGAGCGGCUACUACGGCAACUACUUCGGCGGCUGCGGCCUCGGCGGCCUGGGCUGGGGCUACGGCGGUCUGGGCUGCGGCUACGGCUGCGGCGGCUACCGGGGCCUGGGCUGGGGCUACGGCUUCCCCUAUGGCUACGGCUGCGGCUUCGGCCGUGGAUACGGAUUCGGCUGCUACCGCCCCUCCUGCUUCGGGAGCUACUGGUCAUCUGGCUUCUACUGA